Rosa chinensis is the source of this 651-nucleotide messenger RNA. RefSeq names its product mitochondrial import inner membrane translocase subunit Tim9. Lineage: Eukaryota; Viridiplantae; Streptophyta; Magnoliopsida; Rosales; Rosaceae. The transcript has 2 exons. The record is from RefSeq and is a predicted model, not a curated record. Bases 105 to 386 code for a protein of 93 amino acids.
UCUGCUCACACCAGCUCGUUCCAUAAACCCUUUCAGAGACUGAGAAAUUAAGCCCAAAAGAACCUGAAAUUGGAUUUGUGGGCAGUGUUUGAGAUUCAAUUAAGAUGGAUAAGAGCAUGAUAGGAGAUCUGGAUUCGCUUCCAGAGGAAGAUAAGCUCAGAAUGGCCACCAUGAUCGACCAGCUCCAAAUCCGCGACAGUUUAAGGAUGUACAACUCACUUGUCGAGAGAUGCUUCAAUGAUUGUGUUGACACUUUCAAGCACAAAUCACUGCAGAAGCAAGAGGAAACCUGUGUUCGGCGAUGUGCUGAGAAGUUUCUCAAGCAUUCGAUGCGCGUUGGCAUGAGGUUUGCAGAGCUUAACCAGGGAGCUGCAACCCAGGACUAGAGUCAUUGAGCUGCCAAGGGUAGAGGGCUCGGGCAGUUUACUCCAUAUUUGCUUUGCUGUCCUUUUUUGUUUUGUUUCAAAAGAAGAAAUGGUGUUGUUGUUGUACCCAUCUUCAUGCUUUUGUUGUCUAUGGGAGAAACAGCAAAUUGUAUUCUGUAGAUACUUGGGAUCUGAAGUUGCUGUGUGAUAAGAGAUUCUAUUUUUACUAAUUCAAGCAGCAGUCCACGUUUGAAUGUGAUGAAUAAAAUGCUUUGCUUUUGUAGAA